UUUCACCCACCACCUCGCUGUCCCAAGGCCAAAUUGCCAACCCGAUCCAGUUCAUCGCAGCUACAAAACAAAACCCUAGCUAGGAGCUUUUGAAGAGAUCGAGCAAGCGGAAAGCAACGGCCAUUAGGCAUCGAGUUCAACCAAACGAGAUCGAGAACAGAGAAGGCGAGAGAGCCAAGCUCCGAUUCAGGGAGGGGAGGGGAGGAAAGGAAUUGAGUGAGAUGGUGGACGAGAAGUUGGGAAGCAAAGAUGAGUCCAGCUUCUCCAGGACGUGGAGGUUAUUGAGCCAGUACUUGAAGGAGAAUGGCAGCUUGGGAGGCCUUGCUCCUCUUGAUCAACGAACCCAAGGUAAAUCUAGGGCACCCACAACCAUGAGCUUGUUUCCAGGGGUAGAUGUGUCAGGAGAGCUCCAAACACAGAUCAAUCAAGACAAAACCUCUCAGAAAUCAAUGGAUCUUUUCCCCCAAGAAUCAGCAGAAAAAGAGCGUGUCAAAGCCCUAGAAGCCAAGCAGAGGGAGAUGGACCAGCUAACGAUCUUUUAUGCUGGAAAGGUUCUUGUUUUCAACAAUUACCCCGCCGACAAAGCCAGGGAUCUGAUGCAGAUGACAAGCAAAGAGUGUGUUGUAAGUGCUGGAGCUGAGUGCACUUCCAGACCUGAACCCAACCUGUCGACAGCUGCUGCACCGCCACCUCAUAGCUUCCCAAAGCCGAAUUCCGCCGAUAUGCCUAUAGCAAGAAGGCAUUCGCUGCAUCGGUUCCUCGAGAAGAGGAAAGACAGAAUCCAUUCCAAGGCACCGUAUCAAGGUAAUUCUUGUUCGCCUAUGAAAGAGUCGAAGCCAGAAUCUAGCCAGCCUUGGCUCAACCUAGGAAGGGAAAUCUCAGAGCCAGAUCACAGUUCAAACAAUAGCAAAUAACACAGGAAUGAAUAUGAUGCAGAAGCUCGUCUGACAUGGAUCACUGGUCUCAAGUUUCCUCAUUUUAGGAGUGCUCAAACUUAAACAUCUGGAGCAACAGCAAGAUAUGAUAUUUGUUGUUUGUGACUUCCACUAUGAUUCUGUGUAGUUUUGUCAUAAUGGAAGAGAGAAUCAUUUUUUUUUAUUAGUGUAGCAUAUUUACAUUGCAAGGUUUUUCAUAUUGAGUCAGGAGAAUGUAUGUCUAGCCAAAUUCUGCUGGGAUAAGGUUUAGCGAUCAUGAGGAGAUCAUGUUCUAUCAGAUGGUAUCAUUAUGUUUUUAAAGUAACACUGUGGAUUUUGGCUGUAUCAUUAUUUUUUAUAGGAACGCUAGGAAUUUUGGCUCUUCUUCAUCA
This is a messenger RNA of Zingiber officinale, 1306 nucleotides long. Its product is annotated as protein TIFY 10a-like. The record is from RefSeq and is a predicted model, not a curated record. Gene Ontology annotation, biological process: response to wounding; regulation of jasmonic acid mediated signaling pathway; regulation of defense response. The transcript is spliced from 5 exons. Gene Ontology annotation, cellular component: nucleus. The coding region runs from base 222 to 914 and encodes 230 amino acids. Lineage: Eukaryota; Viridiplantae; Streptophyta; Magnoliopsida; Zingiberales; Zingiberaceae.